Malurus melanocephalus (red-backed fairy wren) is the source of this 1630-nucleotide messenger RNA. RefSeq names its product tetratricopeptide repeat domain 4 (gene TTC4). The record is from RefSeq and is a predicted model, not a curated record. Bases 34 to 1065 code for a protein of 343 amino acids. NCBI's taxonomy places the organism in Eukaryota, Metazoa, Chordata, Aves, Passeriformes, Maluridae. The transcript is spliced from 9 exons. Gene Ontology annotation, molecular function: Hsp90 protein binding.
UGUGUCCGUCCGCAGGAGCUGGAGGCCAUCCCCAUGUUCAUGAAGAGCUGCCCGGCUCAGAUCGACGCGGCGCGGCAGCCCGAGCUCGCCUGCCUGCAGUCCAUGCUGUUCGACGAGGAGCAGAGCCCCGCAGAGCUGGCCAGGAUGUACAAGAACGAAGGGAACGAGUAUUUCAAGGAGAAGGACUACGGGAGAGCGGUGGCCGCCUACUCGGAGGGGCUGCGGAGGAGGUGCGGGGAUGCCGAGCUGGACGCGGUGCUGCUCACGAACCGGGGGGCCGCACAUUUCCACCUGGGUAACUACCGUUCUGCUCUCAAUGACGCCAUCCAAGCCAAAAAGCUGAAGCCCACCCAUCUCAAAGCCAUCAUAAGAGGAGCUCUCUGUCACAUGGAGCUAAAGAAUUUCUCAGAAGCAUUAGCAUGGUGUGAGGAAGGCUUGCAAAUAGACUCAAAGGAGAAAAAGCUCGUGGAAAUGAGAGCUAAAGCUGACAAAUUAAAGCGGAUUCAGGAGCGSGAUGCGAGGAAAGCGAAGGCGAUGGAGAGGAAGGAGCAGUGUCAAAAGGAAGUUUUGCUUGCAGCAAUAAAGGAAAGAAAUAUCAAGCUGGUUCUGGAGCCUUCAGAUGAAGAAGAGGACGUGUCAGACGGYCUGGCUGAGAUAUCCUUGGAUGGGUUCCACUCUAACAGUGCCACGGGGGCAAAGGUUCACUUGGAUGGUGAUGGCAACCUCAACUGGCCUGUCCUCUUCCUGUACCCUGAGCAUGAGCAGACUGAUUUCACUGUGGCUUUCCAUGAGAAUUCCAGGUUUAUUGAUCAUUUAAUGGUGAUGUUUGCUGAGUUACCUCCGUGGGAUUUAGAAAAAAAAUACCUUCCCAACAAUCUUGAGCUCUAUUUUGAAGAUGCAGAAAGAGAAGAAAUGUAUGAGGUGAACCCAGAACAUACAUUGCURCAAGUGCUGCAGCACGAAAGGUAUUUUGUAAAGGCCGGGACCCCGACAGUUUUGGUAUUUGCCAAGCGCUCUGCUUUCUCUAAGAAAUAUUUCUCUGGCAAGAAGGUGCAUCGACUGUAAUGAGUGAGAAUGAAACSAGGAAUCCUGUGCAGGAGGCUGCUGUUUGCUAGCCCAGCUCCAGGCUGCAAACUUCUGCUUGAACAAAAAUACUUUGCACUCUUCAGGGGAGGAAAACAAUCUUGGCACACGGGGAAACUUCCAGGGAAGCAGCAUAGGAGAGGGAAGGGCUAACAUGAGGGGAUUAUUUGUUUGAAAAGAAACCCAGCUGGCUUGCAGAAGGUCUCCUCUGUGAUAGGCUGCAUGUGGUUUUGAAAUGAACCUGAAGCAGUGCCAAACCCUGGCUGUGGUUGCAGUAACAGCAGCUGGGAAUGUUCCUCCUCACCUGAGCAGGAUCACAGAUUUCCUGGGAGGUGGGCUGUCGUUUCUGGGGUUUGACAGCAGUGGCCKGGGGCGAUGCCUGCCUGUUGCAGCRGGGUGGAUGCAGCCAGGUUCCUGCCUGGGACUCAGCAGCUGCUGUUUUGUCCCUGCUUGGCUCUGCUGCAGAGCUCUUUGUCUGGAGCRGUGUUUGACUGACCCUUUUGAUACUCGCUGAUUGUGCCACAGAGCCCGCAAUAAACGUGGCUGU